AUGCCCAAUCUUCCCAACUCGCAGUAUGCAUGUAAGCGAUUGAUGCCUCGUUAUCAUAUGCAACGUCUGUACAAGGAGCUGAGGUAUGAAGGCAAUCAUGGCACACACGCGCAUUUACGCAUCACGCCCGCAGAUGUGGGUAAGUGGUACAAUCCAUUGGAUCUGUUCAGUGCGGACGCCAAGCGAAUAGAGAAGGCCGUGCAAGCCCUCACUGCAGAUUGGACACAUGAUGCGGGACACAUGCGCGUGUUUAUUGACGGCAAAUGCGUGACCUACACUCAAGCAAAAAAGCAUGUACCACAUAUUGACACCGACGAAGGGCUUCGCAUGUUUGCGCGACGGGUAACCAAUACCUUGAUGGAGAGUGAAAACCAAGCAUUACUGACGGAAUUGAAAUGGCAGCAAGAGCGCCUGGACCCCUACGAUAUCGAAGGUAUUGCAGCAAUAUGGCGCCAUGUCACGGGCACGGAUCUGGCCACGGUGCCACUCAACGUGCUUCCCAAGGUGGCCUUGUCAGACUACAUGUGGAUUGCUUUGCACGCCGUACCAAGUGUCAUAUUGCCUAGAUCCAGCUCCGGGGAUGCCGAGGUGGGUGAUGCGAAUGCUACGGAACAUCGCAUGAUAUGCGAGCCAAGAACGCUUCGAUAUGUACUAGCAGCAUAUCUGCUAGCAGCUACACUCAAAGACGUGACACUCUUUGUUCCUUUGAAACCGAAUGCAGCGAGUCGGCGACCAGUAUCAGUGGUUGACUUGGAUGCCAAACGCGUAUCUAAGCUUCAGCGCCACGUGAAACAGGACAAUGCUGUGGCCGUGCUAGCGACCCAAUGGCUCCAAAAGGCUGACAUGUGCGCGCCACGGAAUGAUGCUUAA
Malassezia globosa CBS 7966 is the source of this 870-nucleotide messenger RNA. RefSeq lists its product as uncharacterized. The transcript has a single exon. The record is from RefSeq and is a predicted model, not a curated record. Gene Ontology annotation, biological process: inositol phosphate biosynthetic process. Gene Ontology annotation, molecular function: inositol-1,3,4,5,6-pentakisphosphate 2-kinase activity; ATP binding. Lineage: Eukaryota; Fungi; Basidiomycota; Malasseziomycetes; Malasseziales; Malasseziaceae. The coding region runs from base 1 to 870 and encodes 289 amino acids. Gene Ontology annotation, cellular component: nucleus.